Molecule: messenger RNA, 2993 nt
Organism: Coregonus clupeaformis (lake whitefish)
Lineage: Eukaryota; Metazoa; Chordata; Actinopteri; Salmoniformes; Salmonidae
Product: dnaJ homolog subfamily C member 16
Exons: 15
Coding region: 508-2796 (762 amino acids)
Source: RefSeq, a predicted model, not a curated record
GCAGUCCCAGCAGGUUAUCAUUUACGGAGGAGAGAGAUAACAUUAGAGAGCUCGGAUGAUGCUACAAAUGACCCAUUUUCAAUGCUUUUCCUUCGCAGAUAAGCAGUGACAGAGAAAAAGUUGAGGAAUGUGGCAGAAGAACAGUUGAUCUAGACAGAUUAUUGAGGUGCCUGCAUGGUGUUCAACAAGCUAACCUGGAUAGCUAGCUAACUAGCUAGCUAGCACUCUAUUCUAAAUUGAUUGCAAAGCAAGGUGGUGAAUUCAAGUCAAUGGCAAUUUAAUGCAUUUGUUCUGUUUUGUAUCUUACAUACGGCAAUUAUAAUGGUAUUGCCCGCUAAAGGCUGUGUUUAGACGGUUAGCUUGUUGGGCUUGUAUAUGUUUCAAGGGAUGCCCUUGCUUUGGCAUUCAAAUCUUCCUUUUAUCAAUGCAGAUUAAUUUUCCAACACAUCCCGUCAGACAGAUGUGUUUACUCUGACUGUUGUUGUUGUUGCUUUCCCGACAGAGAACAUGGCAAGAAGAACAAGGAUGUGUUUGACAUUUCCUGGUAUAGUGGUUGUCUGUCUGCUUCUUCAGGUUGGCUUAGUGGAGACAGCCAAUGAAGUAGACCCAUACAAGAUUCUUGGAGUGACCAAAAGUGCAAGCCAAACUGAAAUCAAAAAAGUGUACAAGCGCCUAGCUAGGGAAUGGCAUCCUGAUAAAAACAAAAAUGAAGGCGCUGAAGAUAUGUUCAUCAAGAUUACCAAAUCUUAUGAGAUCUUAUCCAACGAGGAGAAAAGGGCCAACUAUGACCGCAACAAGGGCAGCCAGGAGUUUGCUGACAGCAAGUACGCUCUGCACUUCAACCAGUAUGUGAAUGACGUGGUGCCUGACAGCUUCAAGAGACCGUACCUGAUCAAAAUCACCUCUGACUGGUGCUUCAGCUGCAUCCACAUUGAGCCGGUCUGGAAAGAGGUUGUGCUGGAGCUGGAGGCCUUGGGUGUGGGGAUUGGUGUGGUGGACGUUGGUUAUGAGAGACGUCUGGCAAAUCACCUCGGAGCUCACCGCACCCCGUCCAUACUCGGGGUCAUCAACGGGAAAGUGACCUUCUUCCACUACGCUGUGGUGAAGGAGCACCUGAGGCAGUUUGUGGAGGACCUGCUCCCUCAGAGACUGGUUGAGAAGGUUACAGACAGGAACGACCUUCAAUUCCUGAACAGCUGGCAUGAGCAGAACAAGCCGCACGUGCUUCUGUUUGACCAAGUGCCUGUAGUCCCGCUCUUGUACAAGCUGACUGCGUUCACCUAUAAGGAUUAUGUUCAGUUUGGGUACGUGGACCAGGGUCUCUCAGAGACUGCCAACCUACUGAAACAGUUCAACAUUAACACCUACGCCCCCACCAUGCUGGUCUUUAAGGAGAGUACAGACAAGCCUGCAGACAUUAUACAGGCUAAAGGGAUGAAAAAACAAAUAAUUGAUGAAUUCAUAUUGAACAACAAGUUUCUCCUCGUCCCUCGACUGGUGAACCAGAAACUGUUUGAUGAGCUUUGUCCUGUGAAGCAGUUCCACCGACGCAGGAAGUACUGUGUCCUGCUUAUCACUGGUGAUGAGGAGUCCUAUACCAUAGGAAACCAGGCCUUCCUCUCAUUUGCCUCAACCAACACUAAGGAGGUGGUGAGAUUUGCCUAUGUCUACCAAAGACUGCAACAACCACUUUGUGAUACUCUGCUGAAGACCAAGGACAGUACACCACCACCACAGGUGUUCAUCCUGGAGCGUCGUAACGCAGCAGGGAAGGUCCUGUACAAGGAGGUGGCGGGCGGUUGGAAUGGAACCGAUAAGAAUAAACAAGGUCUGUUGGAUGAGCUGGAGAGGCUGCAGAAAGACCCCUCCAUCCUCAACUACGACGCCAUGCUGCCGGAGCUCAACAAUGAGUUUGCCUCUAUGUUUCUCAUUCGAUGGAUCUAUACAGCUUAUGAUUACCUCACUGAAAUCAUUGAUGAUAUUCUUCACAAUAAUUGGCGUGAGAUGAUGCCUCUCCUGUCGUUGAUAUUCUCUGCCUUAUUCAUCCUGUUUGGAACUGUAGUGGUUCAGGCUUUCAGUGACUCUAGUGAAGACGGCAAAUCCAAACCGAAGGCAAAAGACGGAACUAAGGCAGAAAAUGGAUCACCGGGUAGCAGCAGCACCUCAAGUCGCCCACCGAAGAAGAACUUUGUGGAGGUGACGGAGCUGACCGACAUCACCUACACCAGUAACCUGGUGAAGCUGAGACCAGGCCACAUGAACGUGGUGCUGGUGCUCACUGACGCCUCCAAGAACGUCCUGCUCAGCAAGUUCGCCAAAGAGGUCUACUCUUUCACCGGGAGCCUGACGCUCCACUUUUCCUUCUUGAACGUGGACAAGCACAGUGCAUGGAUGGAGACGCUGCUGGAGUUCGCCCAGGAUGCCAUGCAGAUAGACGCCGACGAGGACGAUGGCGCCCGCCACAAGAUAGACUACACGGGCUACGUCCUGGCGCUCAACGGCCAUAAGAAGUAUCUCUGCCUCUUCAGGCCUGUCUACACCGGGGAGGAAGGGGGGUCCUCCGAGGAGGAAGGACCCAGGGGUGCCACUGGGGGAGGGAGAAAGUCUAGGUCUGGGUCCAGAGAGGACCACCCACCACGCAGGUCUACACCCAGGUCCCGCUCCACUGCCACACUGCAGAUCCACCACAAACUGGACCGCCUGGGGCUGUGGAUGGAGAGGCUGAUAGAGGGAACCCUUCCCAGGUACUACAUCCCUGGCUGGCCUGGCCUGGACAAGAUCACCACCCCCAAAUAGGGGGGAAGAUAACAGGACUCCUACCGAAAAUCCUGAUUUGCGGACAAAACUUUUGUGAGGUUUGAAAUGAAUUGCAUGCACACAUCCUAAGUCAGGAUUCAGGCCUACAUGGACAUGUACCAAAGCUACAGUUGAAGUCGGAAGUUUACAUACACUUAGGUUGGAGUCAUUAAAAAUCGUUUUUCAACCACUCCACA